CCUUUGGGAAGCAUCCUUUGGUUCUUUAGAAUAUAUUUUUUAUUUUUUUUCUGCUUCAUUUUUUCAAGCCUUGGGAACGCUCAAGACGAUUGUCUGAAAAAAAAAAAAAAUAUAAAAGAGGGAGGAGACAAUUAAGCGUUGCUGAAAUCCACUUCCUCUCCUUUCCUGCAUGUUUGCUUCUUUUCAAAUCGUUUAAAUAUUCAGUUUUAAAUAAUGGCACCACCACAGAUUUCAGAGCAAUCUUUCCUCGACAGUCUUGACCUGCUCUCUGCAUCUCCCAUGACAAACGCCCAGCAUGCUCGUCGCUAUUCUCAGUCUCAGUUACUUUCAGCGACUGGGAAGAAGGAUUCAUUAACGGUACCCUAUCAUCGAAGAGGCAGAUCAAACUCAAUUUCAGUGGUUCCUGGAUCGUCGUUAGCAGCCCAUAUCCUAGCCACUGUCAAUACUACUUUUCAAAACACUAAAAAGAGUGCAGACAAUGAUGAUAGCAACGGCAGUCUCUCACAACAAGUCUUGGACUAUGUCGAUGGCCAAGUCCACGACACGUGGGAAGUCGCCAAGGCUUUGAUGCUCGGCUCCACAAGAUUACUCUUACUAGAGGAAUUACCCAAAGAUCGUCAGGAGAACCAGUAUGUUCUUUCUGGGUAUCGCUUUUAUCGCUCUUCUAGGGAGUGUUUGAAAUCUCUCUUCAAGAUACACAACGAAACGCUCAACAUUUGGAGUCAUUUGCUCGGCUUUUUUUUCUUUUCUUACUUGUCGAUUUAUGCUUUCAAGACCAAUUUUCCUGAAGCAUCCUCACGAGAUAUCGCCAUCUUUUCGGCAUUCUGUAUCUCGUCCUUAACCUGUCUUUUAUGCUCUUCCAUCUAUCACACAUUUAUCUGCCAUUCAGCACGCCAUAUCAAAAGCUUCACGGCCACCCUCGACUAUAUCGGUAUCACUUUUCUGAUUACAGCUUCCAUUUCGAUCGUCAUUCACUUUGGCUUCUACUGUGACCCUAUUCCCAAACACCGUUACAUGAUUUUCAGUGGACUCAUUGGUAGCAUUGGCAUCAUUCUACCUUUCUUUCGAUUCUUUGAUACCAAAAGAUACCGACCCCUUCGUAUCGGUCUCUUUGUCGCCAUGGCUUUCUCUAGCGUCGUUCCCCUUUUGCAUUUGAUGACCGUCAAGGGCGUUUUAGUGACAGCGGCUUUUCUCAAACCUGCUCUCGUGAGUGCGCUAAUGUAUAUUUGCGGCGUGGUGAUUUAUGGCAAACGAUUCCCAGAAAAGUUCUUCCCUGGUAAAUUCGAUGCUGCUGGUAUGACAAGUCAUGCUAUAUGGCAUCUAUUCGUUUGUCUCGGUAUCUUUUUCCAUUACUUGGGUUCUUUUCACUUUUAUAAAUUACGCGAAGAAUUUGGCUGUAUGUUUGCUCCUACCGAAUGAACAACAAGAACCCUUCACAGUCUAUUUUUCUCACACAUACCCUCAUCAUGUCACCUAUCUCUUUUUAUCUCAAAUCCUCAACUGCU
Mycotypha africana is the source of this 1505-nucleotide messenger RNA. Its product is annotated as hemolysin-III related-domain-containing protein. The coding region runs from base 214 to 1419 and encodes 401 amino acids. Lineage: Eukaryota; Fungi; Mucoromycota; Mucoromycetes; Mucorales; Mycotyphaceae. The transcript is spliced from 3 exons. Gene Ontology annotation, molecular function: signaling receptor activity. Gene Ontology annotation, cellular component: membrane. The record is from RefSeq and is a predicted model, not a curated record.